AUGCUACCGCAAAGCGCCCUCCUGUUGGUCGCCUCGCUGCUGGCGGCUCUGCCUGCCAAAGCCGAUGGGAUCUACACCAGAAAGUCCCCGGUGCUCCAACUCAACCAGAAGACCUACGGGUCGCAUAUCGCGAAUUCUAAUUACACAUCGAUCGUCGAAUUCUAUGCCCCAUGGUGUGGGCAUUGCCAGAACCUGAAACCCGCCUACGAGAAAGCUGCACAGAGCCUGGAUGGCCUGGCCAGGGUGGCCGCCGUGAAUUGCGAUGAGGAUGAGAACAAGCCUUUCUGCGGCCAGAUGGGCGUGCAGGGCUUCCCAACUCUGAAGAUCGUUACUCCCGGCAAGAAACCCGGCAAGCCGCGUGUAGAAGACUACCAAGGUGCGCGCAGUGCUAAAGCUAUCGUCGAUGCGGUUGUCGACCGCAUCCCUAACCACGUGAAGCGCGCAACGGACAAGGACUUGGAUAGAUGGCUUGGACAGAAUGAGGAGCGCCCUAAGGCUAUCUUGUUUACGGAGAAGGGCACAACGAGUGCCUUGAUCCGCGCAUUAGCAAUCGACUACCUGGGCGCGAUUGAUGUUGCCCAGGUUCGCAGCAAGGAAUCCGCGUCGGUGGAGAAGUUUGGUAUCUCCGAUUUCCCCAAACUUGUCGUUUUACCUAGUGGUGAGGGUGCAGAGAUUCAGGUGUAUGAUGGUGAGCUCAAAAAGCAACCUAUAACCGAGUUUCUCACCCAAUUCGCGUCUCCAAACCCAGAUGCCACGGGCAAGGCAGCUUCUACAUCGGCUAAUAACAAGCCGAAGUCCAAGCCGAAGGCUAAGACGCCACCCAAACAAUCGUCAACCGAGGAAGAUGCACCGACAGACGCAAAAGAGGAGACUGAAACCAAACCCGCUCAAGUGCCCGAGCCCCCGAAGUCGCCCACCUGUGUUCUGGUUCUCCUCCCAGAGACUAUUUCGGACGAGGCUGCCACUACCGCUCUCAGCAGUGUGGCUGAGAUCGCGCACAAGCACUCUCUGCGCGGCGCCCACCUCUUCCCCGUGCACUCAGUGCCCAUGACCAACACUGGAUCCCAAACUGUGCGGACCGCUUUGGGUUUAGAAGGCAGUAAGGGUGUGGAAAUAAUCGCUGUCAAUGCGCGCCGUGGAUGGUGGCGUCGCUAUGGCAAUGCCGAGGACUUCGGCAUCGCCGCUAUUGAGGGCUGGUUCGAUACUAUCCGACUAGGAGAGGGUGCUAAGGAGAAGCUGCCCGAGGGCCUUGUCCGAGCAGGAAAGACCGAACCUACAAACAAGGAAAAGGAAAAGGAAGAGAAAGAGGAAGUGGAGCACGAUGAGCUGUGA
Molecule: messenger RNA, 1332 nt
Organism: Penicillium argentinense
Lineage: Eukaryota; Fungi; Ascomycota; Eurotiomycetes; Eurotiales; Aspergillaceae
Product: putative disulfide isomerase
Exons: 4
Coding region: 1-1332 (443 amino acids)
Biological process (GO): response to endoplasmic reticulum stress
Cellular component (GO): endoplasmic reticulum lumen
Molecular function (GO): protein disulfide isomerase activity; protein-disulfide reductase activity
Source: RefSeq, a predicted model, not a curated record